GUAGCACGCAGGGGCUGGCUAGCCGCCAUCUUGCUUCUUUUUCUCGCUCGCUCUCUCCCUCUCGGGAAGCGGCGAAAGUGCUUUGGCGGUUUGUCCAUCCGCCGCUUCGGCUCCCCCGGUGCGGUGGUCCUUCCGGCCGCCCCUACCCCCAGCGUCCCCUUCCCCUUCCCUCGAUCGGAGCUCGGCGGAGACUCGACGUGCGCGCACACACUCCGCUUGGCGCUCGCCCUGGCCGGUUUGAAGGGGUGUGGCAGGAGGUUUUGGACUCGAUGAGUUUCCACCGAAAUGUCGGAGAAGUCAGGCCAGAGCACAAAAGCAAAGGAUGGGAAAAAGUAUGCAACACUCAGUUUAUUUAAUACUUACAAGGGUAAAUCUUUAGAAACUCAGAAAACCACAGUUGCAGCUCGACAUGGAUUACAGAGUCUUGGAAAAGUUGGUAUUUCACGGCGUAUGCCUCCACCUGCUAACCUCCCAAGUCUCAAAGCGGAAAACAAAGGCAAUGACCCUAAUGUGAACAUUGUACCUAAAGAUGGCACAGGAUGGGCAUCCAAACAAGAGCAGCAUGAAGAGGAAAAAGCACCAGAAGUUCCACCAGCACAACCAAAACCUGGGGUUGCAGCUCCCCCAGAAGUUGCACCUGCUCCCAAAUCUUGGGCCAGUAACAAGCAAGGUGGGCAAGGAGAUGGAAUGCAGGUGAAUAGUCAUUUUCAGCAAGAAUUUCCCAGCCUGCAGGCAGCUGGGGAUCAGGAAAAAAAAGAAAAAGAAACAAGCGAUGACAAUUACGGACCUGGACCCAGUUUACGCCCACCAAAUGUUGCUUGUUGGAGAGAUGGUGGUAAGUCUGCUGGCUCACCUUUGACAUCUGACCAAGAUGAAAAGCUCUCUGCCCAGGAUGAAAGCACAGCUGGAACAUCAGAACAGAAUGAUAUUCUCAAAGUGGUGGAAAAGAGGAUAGCUUGUGGUCCUCCACAGGCCAAACUGAACGGACAGCAGCCUGCUCUUGCUUCCCAGUACAGAGCUAUGAUGCCUCCUUAUAUGUUUCAGCAGUAUCCGAGGAUGGCGUAUCCUCCUCUUCAUGGUCCCAUGAGGUUUCCACCUUCUUUAUCUGAAACAAACAAAGGCCUUCGAGGAAGGGGUCCACCGCCUUCAUGGGCCUCUGAGCCUGAACGCCCCUCCAUCCUUAGUGCAUCAGAACUGAAGGAGCUUGAUAAAUUUGAUAACCUAGAUGCCGAAGCUGAUGAAGGUUGGGCAGGUGCUCAGAUGGAAGUGGAUUAUACAGAACAGCUGAAUUUCAGUGAUGAUGAUGAGCAAGGAAGUAGUAGUCCUAAGGAAAGCAGCAGUGAGGAUCAAGGUUCAAAAGCUUCUGAAAACACUGAAAACCGAAAAGAAGCAGAUGAAGCUCGCAACGCUCAGUCCUCUUCUCAGAUACCUGCCCAACCAUCGGUGUCAAAAGGUCCCUAUGGGAAGGGACCUCCGUUUAACCAGGAACGUGGACCAUCUUCACACCUGCCCCCACCUCCAAAAUUGCUUGCACAGCAGCAUCCUCCUCCGGACCGACAGGCAGUGCCUGGAAGACCUGGCCCUUUCCCUGCCAAGCAGCAAGUGCCAGAUGAAGAUGAAAUUUGGAAGCAAAGACGAAGACAGCAGUCAGAGCUUUCUGCGGCCGUGGAGCGCGCUCGGAAACGGCGUGAAGAGGAAGAGCGAAGAAUGGAAGAGCAGAGGAAGGCGGCGUGUGCGGAGAAGCUGAAGCGACUGGAUGAGAAGCUCGGCAUAGUGGACAAGCAGCCGCCUCCGGAGGAGAUGAGGGACCGGGAGCGGGACAAAGAGCGCGAGCGAGAGAAAGAACUCGAGAGAGAACAAGAGCGCGAGCGAGAGAAGGAGAGGGAGAGAGAGAGGGAGAGGCAGCAGGAGAAGGAGAGAGAACUGGAGAGAGAGCAGGAGAAACAGAGAGAGCUGGAAAGAGAAAGAAAGCAAGAAAAAGAGAAAGAACUAGAAAGACAGCAGGAAAAGGAAAAAGAACUGCAGAAGAUCAAAGAACAGGAACAGGAAUGUGAGUUGGAGAAGAAAGAAAGGGAAAAAGUGGAGGAAAAAACUGAACACAAAGAACCUACUUUAGAACCUGUGGUAGAAAAACCAGAAAGUGAGACCAACUGUAAUAAAGAGGAUGAUGCAGUUUUCACUCGACAAGAUAGCAGUCACGGUGAAAAAGAGACCACACACGUGGCACAUGAAACAGAGCCAGAAUCGGGCUCUCAGCCUCGACCUGCUGUGUUAUCUGGUUAUUUUAAACAGUUUCAGAAGUCUUUACCACCUCGAUUUCAGCGGCAGCAGGAGCAGAUGAAGCAGCAGCAGUGGCAGCAGCAGCAGCAGCAGGGUGUGCUCCCGCAGCCCGUGCCUUCCCAGCCGUCCAGCGGUGCUGUCCCUCCGCCGCCACACAGACCUCUCUACCAGCCCAUGCAGCCUCACCCUCAGCAUCUGGCCUCUAUGGGUUUUGAUCCCAGGUGGCUCAUGAUGCAGUCGUACAUGGAUCCUCGGAUGAUAUCCGGUAGACCGGCCAUGGAUAUCCCGCCCAUUCAUCCCGGAAUGAUUCCUCCUAAGCCGUUAAUGAGAAGAGAACAGAUGGAAGGGUCGGCAAACAGUUCGGAGUCAUUUGAGCACAUAGCACGAUCCGCAAGAGAUCACGCAGUCUCCCUGUCUGAACCUCGUGUUAUGUGGGGGUCGGAGCCCUAUCCUCAUACCGAGCCUCCGCAGGCCACUACUCCCAAGGCAACAGAAGAACCUGAGGAUGCAAGGUCUGAAGCCCCACGGGAUCAGGAACAGGUUACUGCUGCUUAUCCUGUAGAACAUAGUCAAUUAGAGGUUCAUCCAAAAGCAGACUUUGUCAAAGAAUCCAGUGAGACAGAAGCACAAAAGUUCUUAAGCAGAUCUGUGGAAGAUGUUAGACCUCGUCAUACCGACACAAACACUCAGUCUGCUUGUUUUGAUAUACCUGAUCAAAAAACUAUAGGCACUCCUCAAGAAGAGCGAAUUUCGGCUGGAGAAAGCCUGCCUGCCCGGAAAAGAAGUGUUUCCCAUGGAUCUAACCAUAUCUCAAAAUCAGAGGAGCAAAGAAAUGACCCAUCUGCAAGCAUUCCUAAAGUAACCAGCAGAUGCCUUGAUUCAAAGGAACCAGCAGAAAGGACAGAGGAAAAACCAAAGAAGGAUGGCUUUAUACGAUCUUCAGAGGGACCAAAACCUGAAAAACUAUAUAAAUCUAAGUCCGAAACUCGUUGGGGCCCAAGGCCAAGCUCCAACAGAAGAGAAGAAGGUAACGAUAGGCCUGUGAGAAGAUCGGGUCCCAUUAAAAAACCCAUACUUAGGGACAUGAAAGAGGAGCGAGAGCAGCGGAAGGAGAAGGAAGGGGAAAAGGGAGAAAAGGUCACCGAGAAAGUUGUGAGACCUGAAAAGACUGAGAAGAAAGAUCCUCUUCCUCUAGUGCCACCGCCUGCAGCACCAGCCCAGCCACAGUCGGUUCCACCACCACCUCAACCAGAACUGGAGAAAUUACCUUCAGCAGAAGCUUCAGCUGUGGUUCAAAAGCCACCUCAAGAUGCCGAGAAGCCCUCGGAACCUGUAAGUAGUGUUGAGGUAGAGCCUGUGGCUAAAACUGUGAACCAGCCAACUGUCCCAGCACCAGCAGUCAAAGAAGAAAAACAGCCUGAGAAACUUGGUAGCAAAGACCUUGUUUUAGAGAGGCCCCGACCGGAUUCCAGACCUGCAGUUAAAAAAGAAUCCACUUUACCCCCUCGGACCUAUUGGAAAGAAGCUAGAGAUAGAGAUUGGUUUCCAGAUCAAGGAUACAGAGGUCGAGGCCGGGGUGAAUACUAUUCCAGAGGCCGAAGCUAUAGAGGUUCCUACGGAGGGCGUGGCCGGGGUGGGAGAGGGCACGCUCGAGAUUAUCCUCAGUACAGAGACAGUAAGCCACGGCCAGAGCAUGUGCCCUCAGGACCUCUUCGGCAGAGAGAAGAAAGUGAAACACGAAGUGAGAGCUCUGAUUUUGAAGUUGUUCCUAAAAGGCGACGACAGCGGGGUUCUGAGACUGACACAGACAGUGAGAUUCAUGAAAGUGCGAGCGAUAAGGAUAGUUUAAGCAAAGGUAAACUUCCCAGAAGAGAGGAGCGGUCUGAAAACAAAAAGCCUAUAAAGCCUCAGUCUUCUUUCAAGCCUGAAAAUCACAUCCGAGUAGAUAACAGACCUCUAGAAAAGCCUUACGUGAGGGAUGAUGAUAAAUCUAAACCAGGCUUCCUUCCCAAAGGAGAGCCCACACGGCGAGGCAGAGGGGGGACGUUCAGACGCGGUGGAAGGGAUCCUGGAGGCCGACCGGCUCGCCCUUCCACCUUACGGAGACCCGCUUACAGGGACAAUCAGUGGAACCCAAGGCAGACAGAAGCUCCUAAACCAGAUGACGGAGAGCCACCAAGAAGACAUGAGCAGUUUAUUCCUAUACCAGCGGAUAAACGACCUCCAAAAUUUGAACGAAAAUUUGACCCAGCUAGAGAAAGACCCCGACGACAGCGUCCUACCCGACCUCCGAGGCAGGAUAAGCCACCUCGAUUCAGACGUCUGAGAGAGAGAGAGGCUGCUUCCAAAACCAAUGAGGUAGCAGUGCCCACGAAUAGCACCGUUAAUAAUGUGGUUCAAGAACCAGUUAACCCUGCUGGGGACAUUUCUGGGAACAAGACACCAGACUUAUCUAACCAGAACUCUUCAGAUCAGGCAAAUGAAGAAUGGGAAACAGCUUCUGAAAGCAGUGAUUUCAAUGAGAGGCGUGAGAGAGAUGAGAAAAAAAAUGCGGAUUUGAAUGCACAAGCAGUUACAAAGGCCGGAGAGAAUGUUUUACCUCCAAAAAGGGAAAUAGCGAAGAGAAGUUUUUCUAGCCAGAGGCCUGGUGUAGAUCGCCAGAAUCGGCGUGGCAACAGUGGUCCACCCAAAUCCGGAAGGAAUUUCUCAGGUCCUAGAAAUGAACGGAGAAGUGGUCCACCAUCAAAAAGUGGGAAGCGAGGGCCAUUUGAUGACCAGUCUGCAGGCACAGCUGUUGUCGAUCCCGUCAAUGGCAGCUCUGCACACCAUCAGGAAGGAACACCUAAUGGUACAGGACAAAAGAACGCCAAAGAUUCCACAGGGAAAAAAAGAGAAGACCCCAAAUCAGGCCCUAAAAAACCCAAAGAAAAAGUAGAUGCGCUGUCACAGUUUGAUCUCAACAAUUACGCAAGUGUUGUUAUAAUUGAUGACCAUCCUGAAGUAACCGUAGUUGAAGACCCCCAGUCAAAUUUGAAUGAUGACGGUUUUACUGAGGUGGUUUCCAAAAAACAACAAAAGCGUUUGCAGGAUGAAGAGCGUCGAAAGAAGGAAGAACAGAUCAUACAGGUCUGGAACAAAAAGAAUGCAAAUGAGAAAGGAAGAAGUCAGACUUCGAAGCUUCCUCCACGGUUUGCCAAAAAGCAGGCUACGGGAACUCAGCAGGCCCUGGCCCCGGCUCCAGCCUCAGCCCCGGCCCUGGCCUCGGCCCCGGCCCCGGCCCCGGCCGCGGCCCCAGUCCUCACCUCGGCGUCAGCUCCUCUCCCGACCUCGGCCUCAACCCCACUUCCGCCCUCCACCUCUGCUGCAGCCACAGUCUCUUCUUCAGCUCCAGCCCCAAGCCCCGUCCUUACCUCAGCUUCGUCCCCAGCCUCUGUCCCCAUCCUCGCGUCAGCCCUAGCCCCAGCGUCCGCUUCAGCUCCUGCCCCCGCCGCCUCAGCCCCAGGAGCCCCCGCGCCAGCCGCCCCAGCCCCUGUUGCAACCCCGACCCCAGCCCCAGCCCCUUCCCUAGUCGCUGCCCCAGCUUCGGCCCCAGCCCUGGUCCCAGUCCCUGCCCCGGCCCCCAGUGCACCAGCCCAGACUCAGGGACAGACUCAUAAGCCAGUCCAGAGCCCACUACAGACUACAACCCAGUCUUCAAAACAGCCACCACCUUCGAUUAGACUACCCUCAGCUCAGACGCCCAACAGCACGGAUUAUGUAGCCACAGGAAAGUCCAUCCAGACCUCGCAGUCACAUGGCACACUGACAGCUGAAUUGUGGGAUAACAAGGUGGCCCCACCGGCUGUGCUGAAUGACAUCUCCAAGAAACUGGGUCCCAUUAGUCCACCACAGCCACCGUCAGUGAGCGCGUGGAAUAAGCCCCUAACGUCGUUUGGAUCAGCUGCCCCGUCAGAGGGAACAAAAAAUGGUCAAGAAAGUGGAGUUGAAAUUGGAAUUGACACAAUUCAGUUUGGUGCUCCAGCUUCGAAUGGGAAUGAAAAUGAAAUUGUGCCUGUACUCUCUGAAAAAACUACUGACAAGAUACCAGAACCUAAGGAACAGCGGCAGAAACAGCCACGGGCGGGCCCCAUCAAAGCCCAGAAGCUUCCAGAUUUGAGUCCGGUAGAAAAUAAAGAACAUAAACCAGGUCCUAUUGGAAAAGAACGUUCAUUAAAAAAUAGAAAAGUAAAAGAUGCCCAACAGGUGGAGCCAGAGGGACAAGAGAAACCGAGCCCCGCUGCGGUCAGAAGCACAGACCCGGUAACGACAAAGGAAAGCAAAGCAGUUGCGGAAAUGUCGACUGAAAUAGGAGCGAUGAUUUCAGUGUCGUCCACAGAGUACGGCGCUGAUGUGAAGGAGUCUGUAACAGACUAUACUACACCUUCUUCUUCUCUGCCCAACACUGUGGCUACUAAUAAUGCAAAGAUGGAGGAUACUUUGGUUAAUAAUGUGCCCUUGCCCAACACCCUCCCCCUCCCUAAGAGGGAGACUAUACAACAGAGCACCGGCCUAACCUCAGCUCCUCCCACUACUUUCAGCCUCACCUUCAAGAUGGAGUCUGCACGCAAGGCAUGGGAGAAUUCUCCAAAUGUGAGGGAGAAGGGCUCUCCAGUAACUUCCACAGCACCUCCAAUCGCCAGUGGAGUCAGCAGCAGCGCCGGUGGACCAAGCGCUGCUAAUUACAGCUCAUUCUCCAGCGCGUCCGUGCCUCAGAUCCCUGUCGCUUCCGUCACUCCCACAACAUCACUGUCAGGAGCUGGUACAUAUACUACCUCUUCUUUGAGUACAAAAUCUACAACCACAUCAGAUCCUCCUAAUAUUUGUAAAGUGAAACCCCAGCAGUUACAGACAAGCAGCCUGCCUUCUGCAAGUCAUUUUUCACAGUUAAGCUGUAUGCCUUCCCUUAUUGCCCAGCAACAACAGAGCCCGCAGGUCUAUGUGUCUCAGUCUGCGGCAGCUCAGAUCCCCGCUUUCUACAUGGACACGAGUCACUUGUUCGGCGCCCAGCACGCGCGACUGGCCCCGCCGUCCUUGGCUCAGCAGCAGGGCUUCCAGCCGGGCCUCUCUCAGCCAACUUCGGUUCAGCAGAUCCCGAUCCCCAUUUACGCGCCGCUGCAGGGACAGCAUCAGGCCCCGCUGAACUUGGGAGCCGGCCCUGCUGUGUCCCAGGCUCAGGAGUUGUUCACGUCCUCACUUCAGCCGUACAGAUCUCAGCCAGCCUUCAUGCAGAGCAGUCUGUCCCAGCCGUCUGUGGUUCUUUCCGGUACUGCCAUCCACAACUUUCCAGCUGUCCAACACCAGGAACUUGCAAAGGCACAAUCAGGUCUUGCCUUUCAACAAACUUCGAAUACGCAGCCUAUUCCUAUAUUGUAUGAACAUCAGCUGGGCCAGGCAUCGGGACUAGGAGGUUCCCAGCUAAUUGAUACGCAUCUUCUCCAGGCUAGAGCAAAUCUUACCCAGGCUUCAAAUCUUUAUUCUGGACAAGUACAACAGCCUGGUCAGACAAAUUUUUAUAACACUGCCCAGUCACCAAGUGCUCUCCAGCAGGUAAACUAUGGCAUGGUUACAGUACCUUUACCAGCAUCCCAGCUUUCAUUACCUAAUUUUGGAUCUACAGGGCAGCCUUUAAUCGCUCUGCCUCAGACUCUUCAGCCCCCAUUACAGCACACCACCCCACAAGCCCAGGCCCAGAGCCUGAGUCGUCCGGCCCAAGUAAGCCAGCCUUUCAGAGGAUUGAUCCCAGCUGGAACACAGCACAGCAUGAUCGCCACCACAGGAAAAAUGUCUGAAAUGGAACUGAAAGCCUUUGGAAGUGGCAUUGACAUAAAGCCAGGCACACCUCCAAUCAGCGGUAGAAGCACCACACCAACAUCUAGUCCCUUCCGGGCUACUUCCACAAGUCCGAACAGCCAGUCCAGCAAAAUGAACAGCAUUGUCUAUCAGAAGCAGUUCCCGUCAGCCCCUGCCACUGUGAGAAUGACACAACCAUUUCCUACACAGUUUGCACCCCAGAUUCUCUCUCAGCCUAACCUGGUCCCUCCAUUGGUAAGAGCCCCACAUACUAACACCUUCCCAGCGCCUGUUCAGAGGCCACCAAUGGCACUGGCCAGUCAGAUGCCUCCUCCGCUGACCACAGGCCUCAUGAGCCAUGCUCGUUUGCCACAUGUAGCCAGGGGUCCUUGUGGAUCACUAUCUGGAGUCAGAGGUAAUCAGGCCCAGGCUGCGUUGAAGGCUGAACAAGACAUGAAGGCAAAGCAGAGAGCAGAGGUUCUUCAGUCCACGCAGCGGUUCUUCUCUGAACAACAGCAGAGCAAACAGAUAGGAGGCAAAGCCCCGAAAGUGGACAGUGAUUCAAGUAAACCUCCUGAAACACUGACCGACCCUCCUGGUGUCUGUCAGGAAAAAGUAGAAGAAAAGCCGCCCCCCGCACCUACCAUAGCCACCAAACCUGUUAGAACUGGACCAAUCAAACCUCAGGCGAUCAAAACGGAAGAAACAAAAUCUUAAAGGCUGUGGUUUAUUGCAGGGGGUUGGGGGAGGGCAAGGGGACCGAGGGAGAACGAAGUCGGAUAAUGCCAGCGGCCAGAGGGGUAAAAUGGCCUGUGCCGUUAUCCUGUCCAGAGCUGGGAGGUGCUCGGGGGACAUGGGAGCAGUUGACACUGACACUGACACAGCCGCCGUGCAGGGAAAUGAGGCUUUGCUCGCGUGCACCUGCUGUGAGUGCGCACCAUGCCGACGGCCGUGCUUCUCCGGUCAGAAUCCGUACAGCAGGUUCGUGCGCACUUUCCCGGAGGGCAUUUCGUUUAGAACUGAAAUCCUCACGGUUAGAUGAAACACCAGAAGUAGGAGGAACACAACCCCGCAGAGGACUAGCCAGGCCCGAACGAAGGGAACUCAGCUAAUGCACCGGGUGGUGUCUUUGCUCCCUUACGUGCUUUGGAUGUGAUGGUAGCAUCUGUGGGCUUGGUGGUCGGGAACCGAAGAUAACUGGUGCUGCAUAGAGGAGCCUUAUUUUGUAUUACGGCAGCUUGCUAUUUUUGUAACAUUGUGAUUGAGUUGAACACAAUCAAAAUACAGUCCCUGGUCUCCCCUUCCUCCUGGACGAGUGAGCAGGUGAUGGAAUGUGCUGUCCACACCCUUGGACGUGUCCAGGCGGGCAGGCUUCGGCUGCUGCUUCCGUCGGGAAUGGUGCUGUGUUUCGGUUGCGGCCCAGAGCUUAGACGUGCUGCUUGGCGUCUCCUUCUUCCACGGAGUUGUCGUGUCUUCACACGUGACAGGUUGGGUAAAAUACUAGUUUGAGUCUGGCUUGCCUCCGCUCGGCCGUCUUCAUAUGAAUCCAGUGGGGUUUUGUUUGUUCAUUUGUUUUUAACGGUUUUUAACUGAUGUUCAUCAAGAGCAUGAAUACCUAGAACUGUGCCCUUAAUGGAAGGAAAUCCUGUCGAAGAAGGUCAUUUCUUCACCAGAGCUGUGUCAUACCAUCCUUUGGGCCCUCUGCUGGGAAAGUAGAAUCAAGUCUCAAAUAAUGCCUUUUUAAUUGUAUCUUCUAGUAUUAUAGAUGUAGGACAGUACUGUAUCAUACCUCUGUGAAUGUAAAAUACCUUGUACCUGCUUUAUGAUACGUAAUAGUGACCGUGCUUUAUCAGAGCUGUUUUUAAUGAUGUUAUUCUAGAAUGUUUUCUUUCCAGAUGAUGAUUGAGAAGCUAAUUAAAAAAAUGGUGCCAGGUACCACAACAGUAACAGAACUUUGCUGUUUUCUGGGGUUUUGUUUUUUUACCUUUUUUUUUCUUCUUUUUUAUUAAUGGAGUGUGCUGGAUGUCUCUCUAAUUUUGUUCAGAUGACUGCAGAACCUGGAAAAGCUGUUGCUGCUAUUGAUGCAUAACAUACUGCUAUUGGUCUUUUUAUAUAAAUAAAUAAAUAAAAAUAUAUAUAUAUACAUACAUAUACAUAUAUAUAUAAAUAAUUUGAAUUUUUGGAAACUUGAGCUGUGCUGUCAACUUUGGACAAAGUAUCCCAGUUGUGCCGUGUUGGGUUGGCGUUGUACAGAAAUUAACAGCCAUAUUGGUCUAGAAAUGUUAAACAUAAUUUUUUCCAUUUGUACAGGGGUAACGCACUGUAUUAAAUAUGUAAGGUCUUAUCUACAUGGGUUUGAUUACAGAAACUAAUAAAGUAUUCUCUAAAUAAUGA
Messenger RNA from Mustela erminea (ermine), 10503 nucleotides. It is a transcript of the gene PRRC2C, whose product is annotated as proline rich coiled-coil 2C. NCBI's taxonomy places the organism in Eukaryota, Metazoa, Chordata, Mammalia, Carnivora, Mustelidae. The record is from RefSeq and is a predicted model, not a curated record. The transcript is spliced from 35 exons. The coding region runs from base 286 to 8826 and encodes 2846 amino acids. Gene Ontology annotation, biological process: cell differentiation.